Messenger RNA from Scleropages formosus (Asian bonytongue), 7984 nucleotides. RefSeq names its product SH3 and multiple ankyrin repeat domains 1 (gene shank1). Gene Ontology annotation, molecular function: synaptic receptor adaptor activity; ionotropic glutamate receptor binding. NCBI's taxonomy places the organism in Eukaryota, Metazoa, Chordata, Actinopteri, Osteoglossiformes, Osteoglossidae. The transcript is spliced from 28 exons. The record is from RefSeq and is a predicted model, not a curated record. The coding region runs from base 335 to 7861 and encodes 2508 amino acids. Gene Ontology annotation, cellular component: dendritic spine; postsynaptic density; postsynaptic membrane.
GGGAAGGGAAGGGAGGGGAAAUGAGGGAGAGCGAGCGAGUGAGCGAGUGAGCAGAGCUCAUGGUCACACCAGAGGAAAGAGAACUGUUACUACUGCUCUUACUGUGAGACGGGAGCAGCGAUACACACUGACAUGCACGGACUCACACCUAAACGUAAAGGAGGAUUCUGAAAACGGAGGAGAGGAAAGAAGGAGAGCAGCGCUGCACACAGUAAGAGAAGAAGCCUUCCUCCUUUGUGUGUCUGCAAGAGCGCCGAUGAGGGACGCGUCGACGCGUGGAUGGUGAGUCUCCGGAAAUGAUGCCAUUGCCAAUGGUGCCACCCGCCUUGUCGCCAUGACGAUGCCGUUCAGCCCCCUCUCCAGUGAUGAGGAGCAGCAAAGGAUGCUGGGAAACAGCCAACACCUAUAUCCAGGGGCAGAAGACGAGGAUGAGGAGGAGGACGAGGGAGAGGAAGAUGAGGGCGAGGAAGAUGAAGGAGAGGAAGGAGAAGAUGAUGACAAUGGAGAGCUGGAGCGGGAAGAGGAAGAAGAUGUAGAUGAGGACGAAGUGGAGGAAGGAGGGCAUCCGCACGGGGACAGGCGCGAUGGCCCCAGGCAACCGGGCAACGUGGUUGGACGCCAGAUGGGAGACAGACAGCUGCGCUCUGGAAAUCCAGGAUUCGCCGCCAACCCCUAUUUGUCCAACCCAGGACCCACUCACCAGCAACCGAGCAGUCAGGUGCAGCAGCAGCGGAGGCGAGAGCGCAGUGGCAGCGUGGCCCCGUCUGAUGACACACACAUCUCCAUGAUGGUGUUCCGCAUCGGCAUCCCCGACAUCAAACAGACGAAGUGUCUGCGGUUCAACCCGGAUGCAACAGUGUGGCGGGCCAAGCAGCAGGUGCUGUGUUCACUCACGGAAUCGCUGCGGGAUGUGCUCAACUAUGGCCUCUUCCAGCCGGCCACCGAUGGCCAUGACGCCAAGUUCCUGGAGGAGGAGCGACUACUGCGAGAAUACCCACAGUCCUUUGAGAAAGGGGUACCCUAUCUUGAGUUUCGUUACAAGACCAGAGUGUACAAACAGACCAAUCUGGAUGAGAAACAGCUGGCUAAACUGCACACUAAGGCCAGUCUGAAGAAAUUUCAGGACUACACCCAAAGUGGCUCAGUGGAGAAGAUGGCUAAGCUGCUGGACAAGGGACUCGAUCCGAACUUCCAAGACCCCGAGAAUGGAGAGACUCCCCUAACGCUGGCAGUUCAGUCUGAGAGCAGCGGCGGGGAGGGCAUUAGGGUCCUGAUUCUGGGAGGUGCCCACAUUGACUUCCGGGCCAAGGAUGGCCUCACUCCCCUCCACAAAGCUGUGCGAUCCCACAACCACACAGCGCUGCUGGCCCUCCUGUCAAUGGGAGCCUCUCCAGACUACAAAGAUCGCAGGGGGCUGACCCCGCUGUACCACACUGUGCUGACAGGGGGCGACACGUCGUGUUGCGAGACCCUACUGUACCACAGGGCUAAGCUGGGUGUGAGGGACGAGAAUGGCUGGGAUGAAACUCACCAGACCUCCAUCGGCAUGUGCUCACACGUCUCUCCAUCCUCCCUGUCCCCCCUUUGCUUCCCGUGUCGCGCUGUCGGGAACGAAGAGGAGUGCAGUGUCGGACAUCCACGAGGUACUCAUUCCUCCAUCCUCUUGUUCCUCAUUGCAGCUCUGCUCUCACCUUCUCCUCAGCGUCACCUGCUCAUUUUGCCUCCCCACGUUUUUGCCACAUCCUCCACCUUCUCCUCCCAUCUCCAUGGAGCUGAUGUGAUGUGUGUUCUGAUGAGUCUGAUGCCGAGAGGCACAAGCACAUUUGUUGCAGUGAAGAGCAGUAAGGCCUGCCAGAACGGCCAUGCUCAGCACCUGGAGCACCUUCUCUUUUAUGGUGCGGACUCUUCUUCCCAGAAUGCCUCAGGAAACACUGCCCUCCACAUCUGUGCUUUAUACAACAAGGAGAGCUGCGCUCGCAUUCUUCUGUAUCGAGGGGCCAAGAAGGACACGAAAAACAACAGUGGUCAGACUGCCUUCCAGGUCGCCGUAAUGUCUGGCCACUUUGAACUGGGAGAGAUCGUUAAAAAUCACCGUGACACAGAUGUCGUGCCCUUCCUCGAGUCUCCCAAAUACGCCCCCCAGAGGCGGGAAAGUGGGCGCACCCUCACGCUGCCGCAGCCACACCCUUUCCUCCGCGCCAACAGCGACAGCAGCAUGAACCUGCCGGACUGGAUGGCUCUGCCAAAUGCCGCAGGAAGCAACAUUGUGUCCGUGCAGGGCUACAAGCACUCAGGCACCCUGCGAAGCUCCAGCAGCCCCCGUGGAGUGCGCACCCGCUCUCCGUCCCGCGGCAGAACGGGCGAGAAGGAGGAGCGAAGUCGCUCCAUUCGCAGCAGGCCCGGAGCGGGCUCAGCGGGAAGUGCUGUGACAUCUGGCAGCCAGCGCCGGCGUCUCUACAGCGCGGUGCCCGGACGAAUCUUCGUGGCAACGAGGUCUUACUCCGCGCAGGGCGAUCGGGAGCUCAGCCUAAGCAAAGGGGACAAAGUUAAAGUGCUCAGCGUGGGUGAGGGAGGAUUCUGGGAAGGCACAGUAAAGGGUCGCACCGGUUGGUUCCCCUCUGACUGUCUGGAGGAGGUAACAGCGCGGCAGGUCAGCCGCUCAGAGAGCCGCAGCGAUAAAGCCAAGCGCCUUUUCCGCCACUACACGGUCGGAUCAUACGACAGCUUUGAAGCGCCCAGCGACUAUAUCAUCAAAGAGAAAACGGUGCUUCUGCAGAAGAAGGACAAUGAAGGGUUUGGCUUUGUACUGCGAGGAGCUAAAGCUCAGACUCCAAUAGAGGAGUUCACUCCCACCCCAGCUUUUCCUGCACUGCAGUACCUGGAAUCCGUUGACGAAGGGGGAGUGGCAUGGAGAGCAGGCCUGCGAAUGGGAGACUUCCUCAUUGAGGUGAACGGUCAAAAUGUCAUCAAGGUGGGUCACAGACAGGUGGUGAACAUGAUCAGGCAAGGAGGAAAUAGCUUGAUGGUCAAGGUCGUCAUGGUGACCCGCAAUCCUGACAUGGAAGAGGGUUCCAGGAAGAAAAUCCCCCAUCAGAGCAAAAGACUGAGCGCCCCUUCCGUUGCUCUGCGCUCCAAGUCCAUGACCUCGGAGCUGGAGGAGAUGGUCGAGAAAGCUGCUACGCCUUGGAAAAAGAAAGAGUACGAGCCCUCACAGGUGAGCGAGAAGAAGAGGACAGUCUACCAGAUGGCCUUGAACAAACUGGACGAGAUCCUGGCAGCUGCGCAGCAGACCAUUAGUACCAAUGAAGCUCCAGGGUCACGGGUUCACGGGGCCAAGAGAGAGCGAGGCAGGGGUCUCUUCAGUAACGAGCCCAGCUUUGAGCAGCCGGGCUUUAGCGUGAUGGCUCCUGCUACUGGGCUCGGCUAUGACCGCGGUCAGCACGGUAUGAUGCUACGGCAGAAAUCCAUCGGCGUCCCCGAGGAGGAGAAACAUUACCUCCACCCACCCGCCAUGAAGUUUGCACGCAGCCUGUCGGUUCCUGGGCCGGAUGACAUCCCCCCGCCACCUACCACUGCCCCACCGGACCCUCCCUUCACCGCAGGGCCCCCGUUGAGCUGGAGAAGCAAGCAAGGCCAGCAGGCACCUGCACUGGUCUCCCAGAGUUCGUCUACGACGUCCAGCUACCAGGUCUAUUUCCCUCAGGCAGGCCGAGAGAGAAGCGGGACCGGAGGAGGAGCCGGGAGCGUGGACCACGCCCUCACUUCCCCUUACCCUGCUCCGCCUGUGUCUCACAUCCAGCCGAGCAAAACCACAGCGUCCCGUAAAGGAGGGGUGUUCAUGGGGGACCCUGGCGGCGCUGCGGGUGCUGGUGGGAGAGCGGCCCUGAGAAGGGGCUACAGCAAUGCUGCCCUGCCAACUGCUGCUGCAACAGCGACCCAGCAGGCACUCGCACAAAGCCAAGCUGUCCAGCAGAUAGCACAGGCCGAACGCGGAGCCGCCAGCGUGGCGGGGACCGGGGGGGCGCCGAAAGCAGGGGCCCGCCGGGGAAAGGGCCCUCUGGUGAAGCAGUCGAAAGUGGAGGAGGGAAUGCGGUUGAGUGCGGGCCAGACGCUGGGCAAAGCCUCCGUGGAGAAGAGCUCCAUACCCAUCCCCACCAUCAUCGUCAAAGCGCCUUCCACCAGCAGCAGUGGCCGCAGCAGUCAGGGCAGCAGCGUGGAGGCGGAGCCGCCGCCCGAGGGUGAUGCCAAGGGCCCCCCUGGGGCCCCUGCCGGCCCCCCCAUCUCUGCGCCUCCCUCGAUACCUGCCCCACCUCCUCCUCCUACUACCCCCGUGCCACCGCCACCUCCUCCACCAUCUACUCCUGCACCCCUCCCGUCCCUGCGUGCCCAGGAGAGCCUUGACUUCACCAGUCAGUUUGGGGCGGCCAUUGUGGGGGCAGCCCGCAGGGACCGGGAGCGCUUCCACCAGGCCAGGAGGAAGAGCACCUCCUUCUUCCUCUCGGCCGAGGAGGAGCUGGGGGCUGGGGGGCGGAGUCCGACCUCACAACACCAGGACGCGGGUACCCCGUCCCCUCGACUGCGCCCGUCCAAGUCAAUUGACGAGGGUAUGUUCUCAGGUGACUUUCCCCAGCACACGCGUAGCAUGCCCCCUGCCUUCGGGCUGCCCGAGUACUCCGCCCAAGCGGGGAGCGACUACCAGCCGAAGUCGGUGCCGGCUGAUUUCUAUGGUGCGGGCAGGCAGAUGGCCACCACCUUCAUCCACCCGCUCACGGGAAAGGUGCUGGAUCCCUCCUCGCCGCUGGGCCUGGCCCUGGCCGCCAGGGAGCGGGCGCUCAAGGAUGACGGGAGGGCGCGGCGGGAACGGGGCACCGAGCACCACUUUGGGCGGCAGCUCUCCUCUGCGGCGGCCCCACCCACCCCAGCAUCUCUACUGUCCCACGUGCCAUCGGCCAUCUCCGCCUCCCAGUCCUCCAGUUCCUCCUACCUCGUCACCUCAUCCUCCUUGGCAGCCACCACCACCUCCACCCUGGGCCGCCCGCCCUCACCCAGGAUCCUCCGGGGUGGAAGUGGCUGGGGCGAAGAGGCGGGGGAGAGGGAGAGGGAGGGGGGGCCACGGGAGGGGUUGAGAGUGCGGUUUUCAGAGGACAAAACAGUUCACACGCAUCACUAUCAGUCACAGCACUACCAGACUAGCUACAGGGAGCGGGAGAGAGAACGGGAGAGAGAGCGGGAGAGAGAGCGGGAGAGAGAGCGGGAGAGAGAACGGGAGAGAGAGCGGGAGAGAGAGCGGGAGGGCUACGGCAGGAGGCAUGAUCAGCCCCCUCAGCCGCCCUCCCACCCAGCACCCCGCCGUCCAUCUUUCCUCCGCAUGGAAAGCAACGCCAAUGCCCACGUGCUCUCUCUCACACCUCAGUCACCCCCACCUACCCCCGGGGCUGGGGCAGCCAGUGGGAGGCUGGGUCUCAUGGUUCUCCCGCCUCCCGCCCCCUCCGUGGACCCAGAUGACGAGUUUGUCUUUUCAGACCCCCUGCCGCCACCGUUGGAGUUUGCCAACAGUUUUGACAGGUCGGCCUACUCUCAGCAGCAGGGAGCGAUGCUGGUCAACAACUUACAGCUACCACCAGCCCCUCCCCCUCCACCACCCCCACCACCGCCCCCUCAAAAAGAGCCUUUCACAGGGGGUUUCCCAUCGCACACCCCCCUGCCCUCCCCCCAGGCGGGAGACUCCACGGCCUCCAGCCUUACAUCUUACGACAGUGAGGUGGCCAAUCUGACACAGUCGGCACCCUCCCCGUCCUCCAUGUCCCCCUCGGCCCUGCAGUCCUUGGCCCUGGUCCCUCAGCCGCCGCCUCCGCCCUGCGUGUCCCCUCCGCCGCCGCCCACCUCAUUCCACAGGCCCUUCACCCUAAGCCAGACACACCACCUGUACAACAGCACACAGGCUCCGGGGCGUUCCUCACCCACGCCACCUCCCCAGCCGGCUCCGCCCUCCCAUUUGUACCGUGGCUCCUCCACCUCAUCCACGGGUCCCACGCCAGUGCACACCAGAGCUCCUUCCGGCCUGCCCUCUAUAGCGACCUGCCCCGGUACCGCCGCCGCCGCCGCCUCCACCGCCUCCGUCACCAUCCCCUCGACUUCUGCGCAUCCCGGAGUUGCUGCUGCCGUGACAACGGCGGGGCACCGCAGAGCGAACCACGGCCCUCCACCUGCCAAGAGUGGCGAGUCCCAGGAGACCGUGGUGGAUUCUGGGAUAGAGGAGCUGGACAGCCGCAGCAGCAGUGACCACCACCUGGACAGCAUCUUGGGAAUAGGUGGUGCUAGAGGAGAGAGAAUGGAGAGAGCUGAGAGAGGAGGCGGAGUUGGAGACGACAGAGGGGGCGAUCUUCUCGACUCCUACUUGACCUACAUGGAUGGGCAGACUUUUGAGAUACGCAAUGCCAAAGCGGCGCCCUCCACUUACCCCAAACCGCAGAGGUACCGAGACGGGAGCAGGCCGGCCACGGAGCUGAGACGUCAGUCCACCACGGCGCCCCCUGCACGCCGCCCCUCCCUGGAGCCCCAGAGGCGCAGGGAGGAGGAGGAGGAUGAGGACGAGGCAGAGGAAGGUGACGGCGGCACCGAAAGGGAGAACGGACAGGACGGCUACGGCGACGGGAUGCCACAAAGCCUGGCUCGGCCCACUUCGCUGUACUUUGAGCGCCCCCGCACCCCAGAAGUGAAAGCCCCCUGGGCGGAGGGUGCUCCCGGGGCUGCCCAGGCACUGGAAGGAGGGGGGCAUACAGGGAGCAUGUCCUUGGAAGGGCGCAAGAUCCAUCCUCCCCUGUCCAGCAUGAAGGCGAGUAUUAUCAACGAGCUGAGCACCAAGCUGCAGCAGAUGGGCAGCCACCGGACUCUAAACCGGCACAGGUUCUCGGAAGACUCCACAGGCACCCUGAGCCCACCGAUGGUGCGCUCUCCAUCUCCGUCCCCCCUGCAGGCCACGCAGUCCAGUCCGUCCCCCACGCCCGCCUCUCAGCCGCCCCUGUAUCCUGACUGGGCCCGUUCUCCGUCACCCCAGCCGAGCGCCGCCGCCGCCGCUGCCGCUGCCGCCGCCGCUGCCGCCGCCGCUGCCCCCACACAGCCCUCGGCAGUGCACGUGGCCGUCUCUCCGUCCUACUCACCGUACCCGACGUCACCCAAGCGCCGGCCCGUUUACCGCACCAAAGCCCUGGAGUUCCAGUUCAUCCCGAGCCGAGAGUCACGCAAGUCGGACCCCCAGCUGCAGAGGAGACGUGCCCCCAGCCCGCUCAUCUCACCUUCGGACCGUCCCAAACUCGGCCCGCCGCGGCCCUCCUCCCUUCCCAUCCUGCCCACCAGUCCCCUGUACGGCAGCCUGUAUGACCUGCGCGGCUCCGUGACCCCGCCCUCCCCGGCCAACCCCCUGGGAGACCCCUAUUUCUCCCCCUCGCCCCCUCUGUUUGCCCCCAGCGGGGCCCCUCCGGCACCCAACUCCUCGCUGGUAGUGUCCCGUUCUCUGUCCCCCACACACUUCCUCUCUGGGACAUCAUCUCCCCCGCUGCACCCGCUGCCCCCUCCAACUUGCCUCAGCUACCCCCACCUGCCUCCACCACCCCCGUCGAAGCCCUUUGCUUCCAAGCCCCUCCCUUAUUGGACCAAGUACGAUGUUGCCGACUGGCUAGGCUACCUGAACCUGGGGGAACACCGUGAUCGUUUCCUCGACAACGAGAUUGACGGCACCCACCUGCCCUCGCUCACCAAGGAGGACUACCUGGACCUGGGAGUGACACGUGUGGGUCACCGCAUGAACAUCGAGCGUGCGCUCAGGAGGAUCAUGGACAGGUGGGAGAGGGGCGGAGAGUGAAAGUGGGGCACGUUGACAGAUCAUCGGCCCAUGAACGCAGCGCGUCAGGAGGGACCAUCUGCAGACCCCAUCUCCUGCUCUCCAUCCCUCCCUCUCUCUCUGUAUCUCUCUCUCUCUCUCUCU